UAGCGCAACUGGGACAUGAUACCAGUCUGUCUGUCAGCUCUGAACGACAACACACGUGCAAAUGUGACUGGACUUGUAAUUUUUGUGUAGUUUAUUAUUAUCAUUGUCAAUAAUAUUCGCCAAGAUGUCAGAGGGCGGCUUUCAGGUUAUAACACAGAGUGUUGUUAACGUCAGAGUGACAAGCAACGUAAAUACUUUUGGAAGUGAAAGACGUUUCCAGAAAGAUCUGACAAUCGCAGACUUGAAGAACAAGAUUGAGCUGUUGACAGGGGCGUCAUCUGGAACCAUGAAGCUGUCACUAAAUGACAAGGACAACAAGAGGGUAUGCCAGCUUGACAAUGAUGCUGCACUCCUUGGCUCCUACCCUAUAGAAGAUAACAUGAUUGUACAUGUAGAAGAUAACUCUCUAAUAAUUGGAGAAUAUGAAGAUGUUUCAAGAGUGGAAAAGUAUGAAAUGGCUGAGGAAGACUAUUCAAAGCGAACAGACAGUGUCAGGUCAUUUAAAGAAAGAAAUAAGCUUGGACGUUUUGAUCCAGAAGAACAAGCUCGUAGACAAAAAGAUGCACAGCAGAAAGAGGAAGAAGAGAAGAAAAGACUUGAAGGAAUGAAGAUAGGUGAUCGUUGUGAAGUCCAGAUCACUGGUCAGCCCAAACGAAGAGGAACAGUCAUGUAUUUUGGUGACACUGAGUUCAAGCCAGGCCUGUGGGUGGGAGUGAAGUAUGACGAACCACAUGGCAAAAACGAUGGCAGUGUUAAUGGCAAGCAGUAUUUUACUUGUCAAGCCAAGUAUGGAGGAUUUGUGAAACCCCUGAAUGUGGAAGUAGGGGACUUCCCAGAAGAAGACUUUGGCUUAAGUGAUGAGGAAAUGUGAAGAGACAGCAGACACAUUCAGCACGCUCGAUCCAGUGGUCAUUCCAGGAACUUAUAAAUGUAACCUUCAGAGCUGAGCUGCUGUCAGGUGGAUGAUUGGUCUUGGUUAGAAAAUGGCAAUAAAAGUGAAAUUGAGAAAGAUUCUUUCAAUCUGAGAUGAGCAAACCUAAAGAUGGAAAGGACAUUGUUCUCUCAAAACAGUGUCCCAAGUCCUGACGUAAGCCUCUCCUGCAUUGUUGAACAGUAACUAUAAUGUAUGUGCAUGUGGUCAGUCCUGGGUGCUGUUGUACAAAACACCCUUAGCACUACGAUUGUCGUAAGUCUAUGUUAAGGUAUGGGAGUUAUGAUCACCUUAACGCUGAGAUCGCUUUGUACAAUGGCACCCAUAUGUGUCGCACAGAAGCAAGCCACCAGGAAAGGAGAUCACUGCGCUGCUUCCCACGAACGUCCUGUCGAAUGGUGAUCACAUCAUGUUGUAAGAAAUACAUUUACGUGCAGCAGCUAUUUCUUCUUCUGCUUGUUUGUGAGUGAAGAUCUAACAGUUGCUCUUCAUCCGCUUCAUGACAACACGAUAUCUGAUAUUCAAGCUGUGCUGACUACUGGGUCACAGAACUGAGUGUGAAGCAUUGUUGUUGAUUUAUUUCAUGUCCUUUGUUUUGGAGGCCAUAAUGCCAGACUGUGGAACAAUGUGUACUGUCAUACUGCUUUUCUUGUAUUGCCUACCUGCCGUAUCUCUUCUGUUUGCUUACAGACACUCAUAGUAAUACAUUCACACUGUGCAGUGUUGUAUACAGGUUCAAGUCUCAUUGACAUUCCUUUCAAUGUUCUAAGUUCAUAUUGAAGUGAAGGGAUCCUUUUCCUCAUGUUCAUUACCCCUAUACUGUUGCCUAGAUUCUAAUCUAAAGGAUGACCCUUAAUCUCUACUGCUGCCUGCAUUAUGGGUUCUCAUCAAUGUGGUGGUUCCGGAGGUUUCAAAAUAUUACAAUAAAGAUUGUAUAGAUGUUUUCUCCUAAAUAUUUACAUCUUGUGAAUAUAUGUCUGUCCAAUGAUUCGAACAAUUUCACUAACCUAAAAAAAUACCAUGCUAUUGUUACAUGUCCUGUCAUGUAUUCUUGUAAUUCUUUUGUUUUAUAAAUUUUGUUACUGUGGAUAUAUUCUAUGACUGUUGUUGCCAUGUGCUUUUAAUAAAUGAUACAUUUAUGAGAACAA
Molecule: messenger RNA, 2079 nt
Organism: Haliotis rufescens (red abalone)
Lineage: Eukaryota; Metazoa; Mollusca; Gastropoda; Lepetellida; Haliotidae
Product: tubulin-folding cofactor B-like
Exons: 7
Coding region: 125-871 (248 amino acids)
Biological process (GO): cytoplasmic microtubule organization; post-chaperonin tubulin folding pathway; tubulin complex assembly
Cellular component (GO): cytoplasm; microtubule plus-end; nucleus
Molecular function (GO): alpha-tubulin binding; microtubule plus-end binding
Source: RefSeq, a predicted model, not a curated record